CAAGUUUACAUUUUUCUCUAUCAUUUAUUAAUUUAAACAAAAGUAUUUCUUUCAAAAAGUUGUUACUAAAUUCUGAUAAUAUAUAUUCUUUUACAUUCCAUUAAAUAAAGUACUUAUCUGUGAAAUUUAAGGAAGGAAAAAUCAAUCAAAAUUUAUUCAGUUGAUUUGUCUAAAAAGUUGUCGUUACAUUUCCGAUGAAAACGCGCGCGGGCCGUACAGUCGAGGCAAUAAUUGGAAAACCAGCGGAAAAGGAAUUCAAUUUGAUACAAGUUCGAGGAUUGAAAAAAUCAACGAGGGAAGAAGGUGAAAACCCCAUAUACCAAAAUCGCAGUAGCAAGUUACGGUUCUUUCGAAUCAGGCAGAAGGGAGCAUUUUCAGCAUCCAGAUACCAAAAUCGCAGUAGCAAGUUACGGUUCUUUCGAAUCAAAAGCGAGAAUUUUCAGCAUCCAGGACUAUCAAAUUUUCAAAAUUAUGCCGCAUUUAUGGAUGCUUUUUCUUCAAAUAAUGCAAUGAAGAAUAUUACGGAUAUUAUGGAAAUGAAUAUUAAUUUGAAUAAUGACGAGAGACCGUUUAAGAGGAAGAAUCCUUACAAUAAAUUAUUGUCAUACGCCGAGGAUAUUGAUGACGAGGCACAAAAAAUAUUUACAAUUAUCAAGGCCAAUCUUGCCAGGAGUGUUAUGCUAAGGGAAAUAUAUCCAGGAUGUCUCGAAGCAACAAACAGUUUAUAUGUAUAUAUAAACAUGUAUGGAAAGGACUUCAGUAAAGAGGAUCAUAUUUUGUUGAUAAAAUUAUACUACGAAUUGGCAAUAAUUCCCGAUUUGGAACCAAAUGCUCUUCUAUCGUUUUUUCGAGCUUUAGAAUUAUUAUUAAAAAAAAUUGAAUUAAUACCUCAAGAUGAUUUGGAACUUGAUUGGCGACCUCUUUACGAGCAAUGGGAGAGAACUGUGGAAAAUAAAAUCUCACGAUACGGAAUGUAUCGUCAAAGUGUCAAAAUGAUGGUAGUGAUGGAAAAAGCGAUUCGUGUGUUGAAAAACUAUUUUCCGUUGAAUGCAACGAAAGAAAUUCUCGAUGAAUUAAGACCAAAAUUAUAUGUAUUCGACAGUAAAAUAAUAAAUACAACAUUAAAGAAAGCAAUGGUAUUUUUACCAGAAUUAUUACCGCGUAAUUCAAUUGAUCUUGGACAUGAAUUAUGGUUUACUGAAUUUAUGAAUUUUUGGGAAAAUUUUCACGACGCAAAUACAUGGGAAAUUGAUAUGAUGGAAUUAAUAUCGAGAAUUGGUGCAAAAAAUAUUGGCUAUAUCGAUUGGGAACCAUAUUUACCAUUAAUGUUCAAUCGAAUAUUGGAAAGUUUCAAUUUACCCGUUUAUUAUAAAAAGUAUGGUCACAGUUAUAAAUAUAAAUUGGGUACAAUAAGUAUGGCUCGUUGGAUUGUUUCGACACUUGGAAAUGGUUCCAAGGCACAAGGCUAUCUUGACAAAUUUCUAAAGACAGUGGAAACAUAUCUUCAUCCAACUAAUAAUGGAUCUUGGGCUUUGAAUUUAAUGAAAUUGGUUAAGGACAUAAGUCAGUGUUUCAUCGCUCGAUUACAUCAGGAGCGAUUUAGGAAAAAAUCGUGGAUUCCAGAAACGCCGGAAUCACAUAAAUUGACGGAUGGUGAAAUUGACGAUUUUGUAAAAAGUAUUCUGCCCUUGGCGUUAAAUUCAAUGUUCAGUAAAUGCAUAUUCGUUGGUGUGAGUGCUUGUUUUACAUUGAAAAAUUUAGCGACUAUUCGUCCAAAUUCGGUGAUUCCAAUUCUCCUGACGAAAUUCGACGAGACUUACGAUUCACUCACUGAACCCAAUCGAUUUACGAGUUUGAUUUUUGGACUAAACGCAGUGUCACGACAAAUGUGCCAAGGCUCGAGGAAUGUCAAUGCAGAUUACGCAUACGCCGAGGGACCAUUACAAAUACUGCCACUAUUAUCGGUCGUAUUGCCAGGAAUUGAUCGCAAUGAUACUUUCAAAUGUUUAAAAGUGAUGGAUUUCAUUGGUAAAAUUGCGACUCAUUGUCCAUUUAAAGACUCGUCGAAUACACAGGCAAAACUUAGUGAUGAGGAUCGACUUAUUGCCGAAGUCACAUCGAAAUUUGAGGAUUUUAUAUUACAACUACUUGACAGUAUUUUCACUCUAGUGGAAUCGGGUUCCGUCGAUUUUGUCAGACAGGAGAAUGACACAGCAGUAAUAAACGAAGAAUUAGCGAUUGAAUCGUCAAUAUGUGAUCUUUUAUUUUCAAUAUUCUGUCAAUCGAGUGACACACUCUUUGAAUUGGCAGUUCAUAAGGUUCGUGAUUUUGUGAUAAAUAAAACGCACGAUUCAAAAAGUGGAGGACGCCUCGUAUUUCAUUUAUGUCGAAUGUUUGUAAAAGCAAAUUCACAAAUUGCCUUACCAAUAUUAUUACCGACAUUUCUCGAGACAAUUCUCAAUUUAAUUGAUGAAAUUGACGAUAUCACAGAGGAAUAUCUCGAUAAUCGUCUAUUAACAAUGUUAAUGGUAUUGGGUGGAAUUGUCAAUACAUCAGGUAAUUAUUUAUUGCCUUACAUUGAUAAUUUAACACGAAUACUGGAUAAAUGUCUCUUGAUGAAAUCACGUGAUGGAUUAAAAUUCACAUGGUCAAUUAUGAGAAAUAUAUUUAAUUCAUUGACAAAUUUAACGAUGAAUCGUGUAUUGAGAAUUGAUCGUGAUUACACGAGUGAUGAAUGCGCUGAAAUUUUGGAUUGGGGUCAACCGAUAUCAAUGAAAAAUAUGCGUGCCGAAUGGUAUGUUCCUAGUGAGAAGGAAAUUCAAGUUGCUCAACAAUUAUUCAAUAAAUAUAUAAUGCCUGAAAUUAUGGUCAUUGAGGAAUUUAUCGAGAAUCCAAAAUCAGUUGAAAGACAGAUUUUACACAAUAAAUUACAAUCGAUUCACGAAAUAAUAAAAGGCUGUGAAAUAUUGCUGCCCGUUUGGAAUGAAGCGCCAUUAGUUUUGAUGAAAUCAGUGAAUGAAUUGUCUAAUUACAAUUCGAAAAUUGGUGUCAAUGGUGAGAUAACAAUGCCCGAUGGUGGUAAUGUGAGAUUAUUUUUUGUCAAGCUUCUCACACGUUUCCAGCAAGUAAUUUUAAAAUCAGCUGAAGAUGAUACGAAAACAAUCGGCACUCUCGUCUGGUUGUGGCAGUGCAUUCUCUUGGGUCCAAUUCGAGUGUACAGUCAAUACUUCAAAAAACUGUCGUCCCUCGAAGUGAAACGUAAACUUUCCAAUGAACGAUUAACCCGCAAAGAUUGGAAUAUCGACAUGGUUUGGGAGAGAACUGUUCUCCAACAGGAAUACAGGGUUAUUAUGCAAAACUCCACUUUCACUGAGACACACAAACAUGUUGUUGUUCAAUUAUUGGAAUUAUCGACAAGUAGAUAUGCGAAAAUUCGCAUUACGGCGCAAUCAGUUUUAGCUGAUAUUACAAACGUUCUGCCAUUAAAUUCAGGAAUUGAUAAAAUCCUCUUGUCCUAUAUUCUCGAUAUUUUGGCGAAGGAUACAACGGAAUGUCAUGACGCUUACAAGGGCGUUCUCUACAUUCUCUUGAAUAAAGAGCACAUAACACUGUUAAUGAAUCACGGCUGGGAAAUUCUGAGAAAAUUAUGGCCAGCAAUUAUUCUCACUAGGCCAUCGGAGAAAUUGUCUGUCAUCAAUUUAGAAGAUACUCUCUUCAAUUAUCUAAUGAAUGGUCUAUUGACGAAACAAAUUCAACUUGAAAUACCAAAAAGUUGUAGCGAUGCAGCAACGAAUUUGUGGGAUUUAUCAAAGAUUAAAAUUGAAAAUAGACCAACUAAGGAGGAAAUUGAGAAUGGACGGGAAAUAUUUGAGAGGAUUGGUAAAGAAAAAUUGGAGUCCUACAAUUCAUUGCAGGAGAAUUUAAUCGAGAUUAUAGUCGAGAAAAAUCUUCAUUGGCGACGACGAUUUGAAGCGAUGCAACUUAUCGUCGCCCUGGGUCAUCCACAGGGUAAAUUUUCCCCUCGUGUUGUAAAAUAUUUUCUACAAGCAAUGAUUCAUGAUAUUAUUUCCGAAAGGGAGGUUGCCAUCAAAGUGAUUGUGAAUAGUCUUCUUCAGCAACGUUUAGAAUACGUGAAGAUUGAUCUCGAUUUAUCCAAAGUAAUCGCAUCCGAUCAAAAAGUGACAUUUGGCGAAAGAGCAGACAACGCAUGGCUUCAAUAUAAUUCAAAGACCCACCAAAAAAAUGCUGAAGAAUGGAACAAAACACGUUUUGUCGAUUCAGUUCACAUUGGUUAUUAUGCGUGGCCAAAGAAAAUUGAAAUCACCGCACCUUCCAAUGAACAACCAACAUUGGACAUUAAUCAACGAAAACUAAAUCAAGUCGAACUGGAGAUUUACAAUUUUUUCAUCAAUCCCCAAAAUAUCGAAAAACUCAUUAGAUAUUUGAGUCUCGAGAAGAAGAAGGGAAAGGAACAUUUCACCAACAUCAAUUAUUAUUUAUUUAAGAAUUUGUUUAAAAAUUAUGGUGAUGUUUUCUUGGAUAAUUUUCUACCACAUUUAAAACGACUUGUCGCUGAUAAACAGGAAAGUUCACAACGUUGUGCAUCGGAAAUUAUUGCUGGCAUAAUACGUGGAUCAAAAUAUUGGCCCUAUGAAAUGGUGAUGAGAAUAGCCAAGGAAUUGACGCCUAUUGUUAGGAUUUCAAUGAAUAAUUUAACGAAUGAAUCGAUAAUAAUGUGGAGUAUUGCCUAUGCACAAGCACAACAUAAUAUUGAUCCAAAUAGAAAUUGUUGGCUUAUGGAAUGUCUUAUGGAUGAAUUAUCAUCGAUACAAACAGACACGUCAUUAGUGCAGGCUGGAAAAAUUAAUAUUGUGCAGUCAGUAAUUCGACAAGUCUAUUGGCGAUAUUCGGAGAUAUUUCAUCGUCUAUUAAAUUUCGCCGACGAUUGCAUCUUUCACAAUCCAUUCCAAAUGUUAAGAAAAUGUUUAGGACAAUUAUUGGCAACAAUUUAUGCCACUGAUUUACAAAUAGAAGACAUUCCGUCCCAAACUCGUCCACGAGCGCAAACAUUAAUCGACAAAUUAGCACCAAAAUUACAAAUGCUCGCCGAAAAUUCCAAUUUAAUUGAAGGGAAAAAAUCUCUCACAUCGGGUGUGGCGAACGUUCGUCUAGACGAGGAGACCGAAGAGGAUAAAGAGCGUACGGCUGCUAUUAAAAUAUUCAAAAUAAUCUGUGAUUGGAUGAGAAAUAAUGCAAUUUCAAAUCGACUCAAUAUGCAUCCGAGUUUCUAUGAAUUUUUUCUCACACUUUGUCAAUUGGAAAACUGUGAUACGGACGAUGAAUUGGCAUCAUUGUGCUCGGGAACAUUGUCGGCACUUGGUAGAAUUACAAUAAAAAUGAAUAACGUUCCGAAAAUGUUGAAAGAAAUAUUGAAAGCCUCACGUAAUACUUCCUGGUGGGUGAAAGCUUCGACACUCGAUUUUCUAGAAGUCUUUGUAUUUCAUAAUAUGAGUAUUUUAUUAAGUCAAAAUGAAUGGAUUUUAACAAUACAAGAAACUGUACUUCGACUACUCGAGGACGAGAGGCUCGAGGUUAGGGAAAAAUCGUCACAAGUCUUGGGUGGAUUACUUCAUUGCGCCUUUAUUCCAGAUCGAGAAACAUUACUGGAAGAAUUUAAAGUGAAAUCGAGAACGAGAAUACGAAAGAGAAUGAAUAAAAUUGCGCAGGGCGCAGCUGAGAGGGCAAAUACAGAAGAAAUAAAUGCUGUUGUUAAAAGGCACGCGGGAAUUUUGGGAUUGUGCGCUUUUAUUCAAGCUCAUCCCUACGAUAUUCCCAAUUACGUGCCCUCAAUUUUCGAACACCUGGGAUCUCAUCUUCACGAUCCUGAACCAAUUCCUGCCACAAUUAAGAAAACAAUGGGUAAUUUUAAACGAACACAUUAUGACGGUUGGAGUGAACACGCUCAACAAUUCACCGAAAAACAAUUGGAGGUACUUCAAGAUUUAAUAGUUCCGCCUCCACAUUACACGUAAUUAAAGUUAGUGUCUUUUUUUAUUAUUUUAAAUGACAUGACUAAUUGUAACUAUUUUUUUGAGUAUUAAGAGGAACAGAAAAA
This is a messenger RNA of Leptopilina heterotoma, 6115 nucleotides long. Its product is annotated as proteasome activator complex subunit 4A-like. Gene Ontology annotation, molecular function: proteasome binding; peptidase activator activity. The transcript is spliced from 20 exons. Gene Ontology annotation, biological process: proteasomal ubiquitin-independent protein catabolic process. Bases 195 to 6032 code for a protein of 1945 amino acids. The record is from RefSeq and is a predicted model, not a curated record. Gene Ontology annotation, cellular component: nucleus; cytosol. Lineage: Eukaryota; Metazoa; Arthropoda; Insecta; Hymenoptera; Figitidae.